CGCGCUGCCUGGGGCCGGCCAGCCCCGAGCGGAUCCACUCGCCCCCGCUUUCUCCGGAGAGAUCUCUUUGGGAGCUGACGCUCGAGCCUUCGCGACCCACUCAGAUUCCUCUUGGUCACGGAGUAGCGCUGGGAGGAGGAGGGGGACCGCUUUCUGCAGUUGGCCUCAUUAGCUGCCAAGAAGACCCGUCUUCUUUGUUUUUUAAGUCUCGAGAAAUGGACGAAGACGGUGAAGUCAGUUGAAGUCCGAAGAAAUCAAUCAGGGCGUUUUUGAAGGGGCCUCAUAAAAACAUUUCAUUCCCCAGGCACAUUACUUGUUUCACCAGCCCUGCACCUCCUCGGAGCCUUGUGUGGAAUUCUUCCCUUUUUGGUGUGUGGUGGCAUUCCGCCCCCCCCCCCCCCCAAUGUGGACUCCAAAGGGUUGGUCCCUUCUUUGUAAUUUGAAAUGAAAUGAUGGCCACACGUCGGACUGGUCUACCGGAGGGAGAUGGUGACAAGCUCAAGGCCUGCGGGUCCCCCACCUGUGAGGUAUCAAAAAGUAAAGAUGGAAAAGAACAAAGUGAAACUGUAUCACCGUCCGAAGAUGAAACAUUCUCCUGGCCAGGUCCCAAAACAGUUAUGUUGAAAAGAACAUCUCAAGGCUUUGGUUUUACAUUAAGGCAUUUUAUUGUUUAUCCCCCAGAGUCUGCAAUUCAAUUUUCAUAUAAGGAUGAAGAAAAUGGCAACAGAGGAGGAAAACAAAGAAAUCGCUUGGAACCAAUGGAUACCAUAUUUGUUAAACAGGUUAAAGAAGGAGGACCUGCUUUUGAAGCUGGAUUAUGCACAGGUGAUCGAAUUAUAAAAGUCAAUGGAGAAAGUGUUAUUGGAAAGACCUAUUCCCAAGUAAUUGCUUUAAUUCAGAACAGUGAUACAACAUUGGAACUUAGUGUUAUGCCAAAAGAUGAAGACAUUCUCCAAGUGCUACAGUUUACAAAGGAUGUCACAGCUCUGGCGUAUUCUCAAGAUGCCUACCUGAAAGGCAACGAAGCCUACAGUGGCAAUGCCCGCAAUAUCCCUGAACCUCCACCAAUUUGCUACCCCUGGCUGCCAUCUGCCCCUUCAGCCAUGGCACAGCCAGUUGAAAUAUCUCCUCCAGAUUCAUCAUCGAGCAAACAGCAAACCAGUACCCCAGUCCUGACGCAACCUGGCAGGGCCUAUAGAAUGGAAAUCCAAGUGCCUCCGUCACCAACAGAUGUUGCAAAGUCCAACACGGCAGUGUGUGUUUGCAAUGAAAGUGUAAGGACUGUCAUUGUACCUUCUGAGAAGGUUGUAGAUUUGUUAACUAAUAGAAACAACCAUACAGUUCCUUCACAUAGAACCGAAGAGGUGAGGUAUGGCAUCAACGAGCAGACCUCUUUGAAAACAGUGUCAAGAACCACACCACCAUCAUCCUCGAUUCCCGCUGCCCAUCUAAUUCAUCAGACUGCAGGCUCCAGGUCAUUGGAACCUUCGGGAAUUUUACUUAAAUCUGGCAAUUACAGUGGACAUUCGGAGGGAAUCUCAAGCAGUAGACCGCAGGCUGUGGAUUCGCCUUCUGUAUCUGUUAAUCACUAUUCUCCGAAUUCCCAUCAGCACAUAGACUGGAAAAACUAUAAAACUUACAAAGAGUAUAUUGAUAACAGACGAUUGCACAUAGGUUGUCGGACAAUUCAAGAAAGACUAGAUAGUUUAAGAGCAGCAUCUCAGAGCACAACAGAUUAUAACCAGGUUGUACCAACCCGCCCUACUUUGCAGGUACGACGUCGAAGCACCUCUCACGAUCGAGUGCCCCAGUCUGUUCAGAUCCGGCAGCGCAGUGUGUCCCAGGAGAGACUGGAGGAUUCUGUGUUAACGAAGUAUUGUCCACGAAGUGCAUCUCAAGGAGCACUGACCUCUCCACCUGUUAGUUUUAGCAAUCAUAGAACUCGUUCCUGGGAUUAUAUCGAGGGACAAGGUGAAACCUUAGAAAACGUCAGUUCUGAGAGUCAAAUACCCGAUUCAAAUGGAGAACGAAAGCAGACCUACAAGUGGAGUGGAUUUACUGAACAGGAUGAUAGACGAGGGAUUUAUGAAAGACCUAGGCAGCAAGAAAUUCACAAGUCUUUUCGGGGUUCAAAUUUUACCGUGGCUCCGAGCGUUAAUUCUGAUAAUAGGCGAGUGCCCGGCAGAGGAGUGGGGUCUGUGUCUCAGUUUAAAAAAGUGCCACCAGAGCUAAAAACACUGCAGUCCAGCAGAAACUUUCCAACCACUUGUGGAAUGUCACUGCCUCGAGGUGUUUCGCAAGACAGGUCACCUCUUGUGAAAGUCCGAAGUAAUUCUCUGAAAGCGCCUUCUACACAUGUCACAAAACCAUCAUUUAGCCAGAACUCAUUUGUUUCUGUCAAAGACCAAAGACCAGUAAAUCACUUGCAUCAAAACAGCCUAUUGAAUCAGCAGACAUGGCUAAGAACCGAAAGUGCCCCUGAUCACCAGGUGGAGACUGGGAAACCCCCCACUUUAUCUGGAGCUCCUGUCAAGCCUGGCCCUCAGACAGCUGACAGCUCUGGCGCUUCGGAUUUAGAAUUAUCCGUCACUCAGAGAAAUCACGACUUAAAUCUACGAGAGACUGAAAUUCAGGAGUCAGAUACUUUAGAUAAUAGAGAAACUGUCGUCCUAAGAGAAAAACCUCCAUCCGGUCGCCAGACGCCACAGCCUUUAAGGCAUCAGUCUUACAUCUUGGCCGUAAAUGACCAGGAGACCGGAUCAGACACCACCUGCUGGCUGCCCAAUGAUGCGCGCCGAGAGGUCCAUAUAAAACGGAUGGAGGAACGGAAGGCCUCGAGUACCAGUCCACCUGGGGAUUCCUUGGCAUCCAUCCCCUUUAUAGAUGAACCAACGAGCCCCAGCAUUGAUCAUGACCUUGCACACAUCCCUGCUUCUGCUGUCAUCUCAGCCUCCACCCCCCAGGUGCCCCAGGCACCCUCCAUUGCAAUGGUCCCACCCAGCCUCACCACGUCGGCUCCUUUAAUUCGCCGCCAGCUCUCCCAUGACCAGGAAUCUGUGGGACCUCCCAGCCUGGAUGCCCAGCCCAGCUCGAAGACCGAAAGAUCAAAAUCCUAUGAUGAGGGUCUCGAUGAUUACCGGGAAGAUGGGAAAUUGUCCUUCAAGCACGUCUCUAGCCUGAAAGGAAUCAAGAUCACAGACAGCCAGAAGUCGUCAGAAGACUCUGGGUCCAGGAAAGAUUCUUCCUCAGAGGUUUUCAGCGAUGCUGCCAAGGAAGGGUGGCUCCAUUUCCGACCACUUAUCACUGACAAGGGCAAGCGAGUUGGUGGAAGUAUUCGGCCGUGGAAACAGAUGUACGUUGUGCUUCGAGGCCAUUCGCUUUACUUGUACAAAGACAAAAGAGAACAGAUGACUCCAUCUGAAGAAGAGCAGCCUAUCAGCGUCAAUGCGUGCUUAAUAGACAUCUCUUACAGUGAGACCAAGAGGAAAAAUGUGUUUCGACUUACCACAUCAGACUGUGAAUGCCUAUUUCAGGCUGAAGACAGAGAUGACAUGCUAGCAUGGAUCAAGACCAUACAGGAGAGCAGCAACCUCAACGAAGAGGACACUGGAGUGACUAACAGGGAUCUAAUCAGCCGAAGAAUAAAAGAAUAUAACAGUCUGAUGAGCAAAGCAGAACAGUUGCCAAAAACACCUCGCCAGAGUCUCAGCAUUCGGCAAACUCUGCUUGGUGCUAAAUCAGAGGCAAAGACCCAAAGUCCACACUCUCCCAAGGAAGAGUCAGAAAGGAAACUUCUCAGUAAAGAUGAUACCAGUCCCCCAAAGGACAAAGGCACAUGGAGAAAAGGCAUUCCAAGUAUUAUGAGAAAGACAUUUGAAAAAAAGCCCACUGCUACAGGAACGUUCGGCGUCAGACUGGAUGACUGCCCACCAGCACAUACCAAUCGGUAUAUUCCAUUAAUAGUUGACAUAUGUUGCAAAUUAGUUGAAGAAAGAGGUCUUGAGUAUACAGGUAUUUAUAGAGUUCCUGGAAAUAACGCAGCCAUUUCAAGUAUGCAAGAAGAACUCAACAAGGGGAUGGCUGAUAUUGACAUACAAGAUGAUAAAUGGCGAGAUUUGAAUGUGAUAAGCAGUUUACUAAAAUCCUUCUUCAGAAAACUCCCUGAGCCUCUUUUCACAAAUGAUAAAUAUGCCGACUUUAUUGAGGCCAAUCGUAAAGAAGAUCCUCUAGACCGUCUGAAAACAUUAAAAAGACUAAUUCAUGAUUUGCCCGAACAUCAUUAUGAAACUCUGAAGUUCCUUUCUGCUCAUCUGAAGACAGUGGCAGAAAAUUCAGAAAAAAAUAAGAUGGAACCAAGAAACCUAGCAAUAGUUUUUGGUCCAACUCUUGUGAGAACAUCUGAAGACAACAUGACCCACAUGGUCACUCACAUGCCAGACCAGUACAAGAUCGUAGAGACACUCAUCCAGCAUCAUGACUGGUUUUUCACAGAAGAAGGUGUGGAAGAACCUCUUACAACAGUGCAGGAGGAAAACACAGUAGACUCACAGCCAGUGCCGAACAUAGAUCAUUUACUCACCAACAUUGGAAGGACGGGAGUCUCCCCGGGAGAUGUAUCAGAUUCAGCUACUAGUGACUCAACAAAAUCUAAGGGUUCUUGGGGAUCUGGAAAAGAUCAGUAUAGCAGGGAACUGCUUGUGUCCUCCAUCUUUGCAGCCGCCAGUCGCAAAAGGAAAAAGCCAAAAGAAAAGGCCCAACCCAGCAGCUCAGAGGACGAAUUGGACAAUGUAUUUUUUAAGAAAGAAAACACAGAACAGAGUCACAAUGACAUUAAAGAAGAAUCCACAAAAGAGAGUGAGACGUUGUGCAGAAAACAAAGGAUCACCAUUUCCAAAGAAAACAAUGCCAAGAAGGACCCCGGUGCCCCGAAAGACGAGAAGACCCCGCCCCGAAAGGAGAGCGCCCCGUCGGAAGCGCCCUCCCCGCCGCACAGGGCGAAACACAGGCGGUCACCAACACUGAGCUGUCGCUUCCCUGCGCUGAGAGAGAGCCCUGGGUCGCCCGCGACCCCCAAGUCCUCCCACUUCGAAGAGACCGGCUCCGACUCUGGCACUUUGCUUAGCACUUCCUCGCAGGCGUCCCUGACCAGGUUUUCCACGCAGAAAUGCACCAGUCCAGAGACUGGGCGCGGCGAGUUUUUGGCCGCCGUGAGCACCAUCACGUCGGAUUACUCCACCACCUCGUCCACCGCCUACCCGACCAGCCUGGACGGCAGCCGGCUCAGCCCCGACGUGCGCUCGGUGGCCGAGAGCAGGGGCGACGAGGCGGACGACGAGAGGAGCGAGCUCAUCAGCGAGGGCCGGCCGGUGGAGACGGACAGCGAGACCGACUUCCCCGUGUUCCCCACGGCGCUGACCUCAGACCGGCUCUUCCGAGGGAAGCUGCAAGAAGCCAGGAAGGCGGGCCGCCGCAAUUCGGAGGGCAGCGAGGUCAGCUGCACCGAGGGCAGCCUGACGCCCAGCCUGGACAGCCGGCGACAGCCCUUCAGUUCCCACAAGCUGAUCGAGUGCGACACCCUGUCCAGGAAGAAGUCGGCCCGCUUCAAGUCCGACAGCGGCAGUCUGGGGGACGCCAGGAGCGACCGGGAGACCCCCGCCAUAACCAGGGUGUUCGACGUCAUGAAGAAGGGCAAGUCCACUGGGAGUCUGCUAACGCCCACCAGAAGCGAGGCGGAGAAGCAGGAACCCACUUGGAAAACGAAAAUCGCAGAUCGGUUAAAACUCAGGCCCCGGGCGCCGGCCGACGACAUGUUCGGCGUGGGAACCCAAAAAGCCAGCGGAGAGGCAGCCAAGCGCAAAAACAUCAAACGCCGGCACACACUCGGAGGGCACAGGGACGCGCCCGAAAUCAGCGUUCUGAAUUUCUGGAAGGCGCACGAGCAGGGCGGGCAGAGGGAAGCUGAGCUCUCCGCGGUGAAUCGGCUAAAGCCGAAAUGCUCCGCCCAGGACCUCUCCAUCUCCGACUGGCUUGCCAGGGAGCGCUUACGCACCAGUGCUUCUGACCUCAGCAGAGCAGAAACGGGGGACCCCGCGCCCGAGAACACCGGCACCAUCGAGAGAGCCACGGCCGACGCACCUUGGUCUUCUCAGCCCGCCACGGGCGGUUCUCCCGGUACCUUGGCUCCAGCCACCAGACCCCUUCUUUCCAUACCACCACAGUCACCCGACCAAGUCAACGGAGAAAGCUUCCAGAACAUGAGCCAAAAUGCUAGUUCUGCAGCAUAUAAUGCCCAGCCUCAUAAACUAUCUGAAGCCCGAGGCAAUAAAGCACAGUUUCAUCCCUGUCUUUAAACUGGGGCAUGUCCACUAUAGCAAAUAAAAAGCUACUGUUACACGUUCCAGUAACUCUGUAAAUAUUUUCUUGUACCAGAAUUGUUAUUAUGCAGCCUUCAUUUGGGCUGGUUUCAUCAUUUUGCACUGUGGAAUAGCUUUACAGUGCAUUACUACAGCCAGAAGAACAUAUAUAUAUAUAUUUAAAAAUAUAUUGGAUAGUUGUACACAAAUGAGCAAGGUAUUUGUUGCAACUUACUACACAGUGUAUACCCAAGAUUACUGAAGCAAAUAGCUGGCAUAAGUGUGCAGCAAAUUUGUUCUUUUGGUUUCAUCACUAACAAAAGUGCCUCAUCAUAAACAUCCAUUUGGUUAUUAGGGUGCCAUAUUGUUAAAAUUAGAUAACUUACAUUGAAUAAAUGAAUGCAUUUUAUUGGUAACAAAUUUCAUUACAUUUACCAGUUUUAACACAGGUGGAUACGGAACUUGCAUUCUCUCGUCAUUCCAGGUGGAUCUCUGAGUUUUAUAUUCAAACUUUUAAUACAGUUUUUGAGUUUUGUGUGACUUGAAUUUUUAAUCUUUCUGUAAAAUACGUAACUUAAAUGAACAUAUUAUAUGUGUAUCUUUUCUUCAGAUACCAGAUUUGAUAUAAAUGUUGUAACAUAGGUGUGUAGAUAGUGACCUGGAUGGAACUGGCUUCUUUAUCGAGAAGAAUAUAAUUCUGCAUGAGGACUUAAUGAAUCCAAACCUGUGUCAUGCCUGUGUGCAUACCCAAUUAAACACUGGAAAUAAAAAUUGUUUUGGUGAA
Messenger RNA from Zalophus californianus (California sea lion), 7137 nucleotides. It is a transcript of the gene ARHGAP21, whose product is annotated as Rho GTPase activating protein 21. Lineage: Eukaryota; Metazoa; Chordata; Mammalia; Carnivora; Otariidae. Gene Ontology annotation, biological process: signal transduction; Golgi localization. Gene Ontology annotation, molecular function: protein binding. The record is from RefSeq and is a predicted model, not a curated record.